AUGGACGUACUUCGACUCGAGCAACCCAAAAAACUUGGCUGGUACUACGCGCCCUUCUUCACAGCAUUUUGGAUAAUCCUUGGUUUGGCUAUAGUACUCACACAAUUAAACCAUUUACCCACACCACUCACACACAGAGAUGAAACAGCACAUCCCGAUUCCUUUAUUGCUGAACGCGCCGAAGAGAUACUUGUCAAUUUAACCAGCCUCGGUCCGAGAGUAGUGGGUAGCAACACAAACGAAGUAGAAACGAUCGAGUUAUUGUUGAACGAGAUCGAAAAAGUACAAAAUCAGAUGAGCGAUUAUUUUGAUAUUGAAGUGGAUACGCAAAUUGUCUCCGGUCAAUCCUCCCGCUUUCAUUUAUACCAAGGAGUGCAAAAUGUCCUAGUUAAACUGAGUGCAAAAAACAAUACGAGCCCCAAUUAUUUGCUUAUCAAUGCUCACUUUGACAGCGUUCCCGGUAGUCCGGGUGCUGCAGAUGAUGGUUCGAUGGUGUCCACAGUGCUGGAAGUGCUACGCGUUAUCGCAAAAUCGAAUGGACCUCUCGAGCAUCCCAUAGUGUUUCUAUUCAACGGCGCGGAAGAAGAAGGUUUGGAUGGAACGCACGGUUUUAUCACACAACACAAAUGGGCUAAAAAUUGCAAAGUGGUAAUCAAUUUGGAUGCUGCUGGUUCGGGUGGACGGGAGCUUCUUUUCCGGUCCAGUGCUAGUAAUUCAUGGCUAAUUAACUAUUAUCGCAAAGUGCCACAUCCGUUCGCCACAACAUUGGCCGAGGAUAUUUAUCAAACGAAUCUUAUAUCUUCUGGUACAGAUUUUAAAAUUUUUCGCGAUUACGCCGGUAUGCUGGGUCUUGAUUUUGCAUAUAUUUACAAUGGAUACGUUUAUCACACGGAAUUCGACAGCAUGAAAGUUUUGCCCAUUGGUUCUCUUCAAAAUACUGGCGAUAAUGUCCUAAGUCUAGCCAAAUCUGUAGGCAAUGCACCGGAAAUGUGGAAUCUAACGGCAGCGGACAACAAAACGGAUCAUUUAAUUUUCUACGAUUUUCUCGGCUGGUUUAUGCUUUCCUAUACACUAAGCACCAGCAUUAUCAUCAAUUAUGUCGUAUGUUUAGCCACUUUAAUAGCAAUUACUCGGUCGCUCUUUAUGAUGUCAAAGGCAACAAAUCUGGGCUGGCUCGCCAUAAUAUCUCAAUACGCUCUUGCCCUGCUGCUACAAAUAUUCUCUAUCGCCGUGGGUGCGACUGCCUCGAUUUUCAUAGCAUACUUUUUGGAUAGCAUAGGAUAUUCCAUGUCGUGGUUCUCUAGCGAUUGGCUGAUAUUCGGCCUCUACUUUUGUCCAAUAUUUUAUUUCUUAGGCAUUUUUCCGGCUCUCUUCUUAGAGUGUACAAAACGGCACCCGCUCUGCUUGAGUUUUCGUAUUCAACUUUUCCUGCACUCGCAAUGUCUCAUUUUAAUAGCACUCACGAUUGCCUUAACCAUUUUGAAUAUUAAUUCAGCGUUCAUGUGUAUGCUGGCCGUAUUUUUUUAUGCAGUUGCUCUUAUAAUUAAUUUGAUAACGAAACUACAUAGCAAAGGUUACUGGUUCGCAAUCGCCGUUAUAGCCAGCCAAAUAGUUCCGUUUAUGUUCUUUUCUUAUGUAGCACAAUUUGUAUAUUAUUUAUUUAUACCGGUGUUGGGACGCUCGGGAACAACUUUAAAUCCGGAUAUACUAAUUUCCAUCGUAGCUACAAUAUUUUCUGUCUUAAUUGGAGGAUUUUUGAUGCCACUGUAUCUUUUGUUUCGAAAAGCGCGCUCGAUUAUAUUUUGCUUUCUCGGUAUCACUUUAUUAUUCGUUAUACUGGCUAUUACACCAAUUGGUUCGCCGUAUACUGCGAAAUUGGCACCACAGCGUUACUCAGUUCAGCAUACCUAUCAAAUAUUUCAUAAUGCCGAUGGCAGUAUCCGCUUCAAUGAAUCAGCUAUUUAUGUAUACCCAAUAGAUCGGCAUACUAACACAGCGAAAGAUGUAAUAAAUCGUUUUAAAACUAUGCACAACAUCAGCGAUGUUUGCAAUGAUGAAAUCUCUUGUCAGCUGCGUAGACCCAGUAUUUUCUACACAGCGAGCGCUUUCUGGUUACCCGUCGAUGAGGCCCCAAUUAUACCAAGCGAAAAACCUCUACUAACGCUCACUAACGAAAUCAUAUUGAAUACGCCGAACACAAAACGUUACAAUUACACUUUAACAGGACCAGAUCACUUGACGAUUUUUAUUCUACCAAAAGCACCGGCCAGGGUUGUGAAUUGGCCUUUCGACAAAACGUUACUACCAAAUAGUGGAUACUUCAUGAGUUUUGUAUACGGCAAAGAUAAUAAAGCGCUAGAGUUUUUCAUAGACUUGGAGUUACCCGCCAAUAAUUCGAACACACCAAAUUUGGAAAUUGGCAUUGCUGGCAACUGGGUCCACCAAUCGGUUCAACAUGCAGAAAUUUAUGAAGAAUUUUUACAGAGUUUUCCAGAUUAUACGACAAUUGUGAACUGGGUUGCCACGUAUGACAGUUGGUUGUUCUGAUGCGCAAUAAAAGUUUAAUAAGUGAUGAA
Messenger RNA from Anastrepha obliqua, 2576 nucleotides. RefSeq names its product endoplasmic reticulum metallopeptidase 1-like. Gene Ontology annotation, molecular function: metalloexopeptidase activity. NCBI's taxonomy places the organism in Eukaryota, Metazoa, Arthropoda, Insecta, Diptera, Tephritidae. Bases 1 to 2547 code for a protein of 848 amino acids. Gene Ontology annotation, biological process: proteolysis. The record is from RefSeq and is a predicted model, not a curated record. The transcript has 12 exons.